AUGAAUGAAACAUUUACUUUAUAUAAUCAAAAUUCUGAAUAUAAUCAUGAAUCAAUUCUAAAUCAAAUUAUUUAUACUGAAAAUAAAAAUGGAUUCUAUGCAUCGGAAACAACAAUGACUAAUUCAUUAAAUCAUCUAAAUAAUGAUCUACAAAAUACUGUAUUAUUCAAAUCAUGUACAAUAAAAUCUAAUAUAAAGGAUGUUGAUCAUGAUAGUAAAGAUAUUUCAUUAAAUCAUUUUAAUAAUGAUUAUCCAUUAGCUCAUUCCUCUCCAAAUUCAUUUAUAAAUGCUCCUCAAUGUGCUGGAUGCAAACAAUUGGUAAUGGAUCGAACUAUUCUACAAGUUCUUAAUCAGAGUUGGCAUGUAAACUGUUUGAAAUGUAUGGAUUGUGGUACUUCAUUAUCAGAGAAAUGUUUUGUACGAACAGAUGAACUGUACUGUAAAGAAGACUUUUUUCGUCGCUUUGGAACAAAAUGUGCAGGUUGUGAUAAAGGUAUUCCACCAAUGGAAGUUGUUCGGACAGCUCAAGAAAAUGUAUAUCACUUAGAUUGUUUUUCAUGUGUCAGCUGUGCUCGUAUGUUAAAUACAGGCGAUGAAUUCUAUCUAUUACGUGAUCGGAAACUAAUGUGCAAGUCAGAUUUUGAAACUGCUAAAGCUCGAGAAGCAGAAUUAGACAAUGCUAAUAAACGUCCUAGAACAACUAUUUCAGCUAAACAACUGGAAGCACUUAAAAGAGUUUAUGGUGAAAGUCCAAAACCGGUACGUCAUAUCAGAGAACAACUUAGUGAAGAGACUGGUUUAGAUAUGCGUGUAGUACAAGUAUGGUUUCAAAAUCGUAGGGCAAAAGAGAAAAGAUUAAAAAAAGAUGCUGGAAGGAAUAUCUGGUCAAUUUCUGACUCUUUAUUAAUCAGCAGUGCAAAUACAAGUACUAAUAGUAAUACACCUGUUUGUAUGAAUGAACCAUACUUAUUUUCAACAUGUUCAAAUGAUUUAGAUAAAAGUUCUGCACCAUACUGCGGUGAUAAUUCAAUUAUAUUAGAUGAUUCAACUAGUGGAGAUGAAUAUUUAUCUAAGGAUGAAUUUCAGGGUUCUGGUUCAAGUGAUACAGACAGCAACUGUUCAGAAGAACCUGAAGAUUUGAAUCAGUCUUUAAAUUUCUCCGUUGUAUGCGAUCCUACACAUUCGAAGCAUACUACAGAUAUACCAACCACUGAAAAGUUAUCAUUAAAUAAAGAUGAAUUCCUAACUCAUGACAAUAAAUCUGCAAUUUUUCAGGCAUUUUCAAAGUCUACCUUAUACGAGAACCAUUCAGUUCACGAUUUAGUUUCAACAAAAUCAGAACAAGUACAUGAUGUAAAGUUCCAUGGUUCUACUCAAACAUGGUUAUCCACUCCACGGCCUCUUCAAAAUCAAGGCUUUUCAAUUGACAAUCAGUCGUUCAAACCAGAUAAUGAUAAUAUUAUCUUAAAACACAGUAUAGAAAAUAUCAGUAUUUUAAAUGAAUCAGACAAUAAAAAUCAUAACAUUUUACGUUUUGAAUCAAAUCCAUUUGUUUCAAGUUGCAUUGGCUUGAAUAAGCAAGUUGUAUCUAACAGUGAAUUGUCAACAAAAGAAACAUAUUUACAGCCUGUUGACUUCUAUCCUUAUUGUCUAAAUGCAAGCAGUCUUUCACAAUAUGGUAUUCCACAAUCAAGUUCAUCAUAAAUAAUCCUGCUUAAAAAUUAACCCAAUAAUAAUGGUAUACCAUCACACAAAAUGAUGUGAUUCAUACGAUCCUUUUGUAGCUAUCAGAAUAUAUUACGGCAAACAUUUUGCUUAUCAUUUACAAAACUAAUAAUAGAUUAUGGACACAAAAAAUACAAUAGUACUGAAAAUCUUUUUUUUUUCAGUAGUAUUUAACAAAAUGAAAUUCAUUAUCUGAAUUCAGAAUUUUUGGCAUAUUCAUAAUGUAUUUCACUCAUCUUUAUGUUAACAUCUAUGCUACUAGUCUCUAAACAUAUUUCAUUUUGUUGGGCAAUAUUAUUCAAUUUGUUCUAUUGUAUAAGUAUUGCUUUUAAAGAAAGACUAUCCAGUUAGUUCAUCAUGUAUCUACAUCAGUUUAGAUUAUCAUUAUUUAAUUUGGAUUUAAUAACUAAACGUCACUUGUAAAAUUGUUUUACAAUGAAUUCAAAUUAUGAAUAAGACACUUUCAUUUCAAUUUAGUCCUUCUAAAAAGUAUGAGAUAAGGUUCACACUUAAAAUUCAGUUAACUUUACCUAUUCAAUUUUUUAUUUGUAUUUUAAAGUGAUUUAUUAGAACUUUCUUAUUAUUGUAUCUCUAAAGUCAAUUGUGUUUACUAAUUGAUAAGUUAACAAUAAGAUGGUUAUCUUUUGGAGAUGAAAAAAACACACAUUUAAAGUGAACAGAAUCUCAUUAGUUACAAGAUUACGUAAUUUUUUUUCUAAUAGAAUUUGUAUGAUUUGACUGUUAACUACCAUUCGAUUGACAUUAAUUUAUGAAUAAUUCUAUUUCCAUGUCAUACAGUUCUCAAUAAUAAUAAAAUUCUAUUCCC
Schistosoma curassoni is the source of this 2551-nucleotide messenger RNA. Lineage: Eukaryota; Metazoa; Platyhelminthes; Trematoda; Strigeidida; Schistosomatidae. The record is from the annotation of a GenBank genome assembly.